CCCAGAACAAUGGCGAAUACGCGGAAGGGCGGAAUGUCCUUUAUUUGCCUGCUUUGUGUGUUGGACCUGGUUAGGGGACAGAUUCGCUACAUGAUCCCUGAGGAACUGGAGCGCGGGGCCUUUGUUGGGAAGAUCACGGAGGAUUUAAAACUAGAAGCUUGGAAAUUGUCUGCCCAUAAAUGUCGGCUUGUGGCCAAUGAGAGAAAACAAUAUAUUGAGGUAAAUCUGGAAGAUGGGAUUUUAUUUGUUAAUGAAAGAAUCGACAGAGAACAGAUUUGUAGGCAAAGCUCUACUUGUUCCCUUUCUUUUGAAAUAGCGCUCGAUAAUCCGUUAGAAAUGCAUCGAGUUGUAGUAGGAAUACUAGACGUUAAUGAUAAUUCACCUCAAUUUUCCAAAGCCGAAUUUUCUUUGCAAAUCAGUGAACUCGUUGCACCAGGGGCGCGCUUUCCUCUUGCGAGAGCGCACGACCCGGACGUGGGGACAAACGCGAUCAGCACUUAUCAGAUCAGUCCAAAUGACCAUUUCUAUAUUAAAGUGCAGAUCAGAAGUGAUGGGAGUAAGAGUGCUGAGUUGAUAUUAGACAAGUCAUUAGACCGUGAACAGCAAUCUACCUUUCAUCUUACACUGACAGCUAUCGACGGUGGAAUUCCUCCCAGAUCUGGCACGGCUCGGAUGACUAUUAUGGUCGUGGACGUCAAUGAUAAUGCACCUUUAUUCGAUCGUGAAAUAUACAAGUCGACUCUAGCAGAAAACAGCGCUAAAGGUACCUUAGUGGCAACAAUCAACGCUGUUGAUUUGGAUGAGGGUACGAACGCUGAGAUAACAUAUUCUUUUACACAUCACGUUUCCGAAAGGAUUCGCGAGUUGUUCACAUUGGAACCGAACAAUGGGGAGAUUCGAGUUGAAGGGGUACUAGAUUUUGAAGAAUCAACUGUUUAUGAACUUGAUGUACAAGCUGUGGAUAGCGCUGUACCUGGAUUGGCAGGGCAUGCCAAAGUUAUGGUUAAUCUACGUGACCUUAAUGACAAUUUUCCCGUGAUAGACGUAACGUCGGUAUCAAGCACGGUUUCUGAGGAUACUGUACCCGGGACGGUAAUAGCCGUCAUCACUGUUACAGAUUUAGAUUCGGAGAAAAACGGACAAGUUCAGUGUCAAGUUCUUAGGGAUGGUCCAUUUAAACUGCAAAAGUCUUUAAGGAAUAAAUUUGAAUUGUUAACACGCGAUAUUCUGGAUCGAGAAACAGUGCCAUUCUACAACAUCUCUCUCUCAGCCUGGGACGAGGGUACUCCCACGCUUUCAGCCCAUAAAACUAUUCUGAUUGAACUUUCUGACAUCAAUGACAAUGCACCGAGGUUUACACAAUCGUCGUAUAACGUGUAUCUGAUGGAGAACAACACUCCUGGUGCUUCUGUAUUUACAGUUACCGCUUUAGAUUCUGAUACAGACAAGAAUGGUGACGUGGCGUAUUCUAUUUCGGAGAAUCGUAUGCAAACGGGUCCUGGUUAUGUCACAAUUAACUCCAAAAAUGGUAAUAUUUACUCACUUCGCUCCUUUGACUAUGAGAGAUUGAAAUAUUUCCAGAUCCAAGUUGAAGCCCAGGACACGGGAUCGCCCCCUCGGAGUAGCACUGCCACCGUGAAUGUUAUAAUCUUGGAUCAAAAUGACAACGCACCAGUUAUUAUCUCACCCCUAUUGUGGAACAGUUCAGCAUUAUUGGAGAUUACACCGCAGUUGGUACAUCCAGGGUACCUAGUUAGCAAAAUAAUCGCCACUGAUGCCGAUUCUGGACAAAAUGCACGGCUUUCCUACCAAGUGUUGGAGGGCACUGAUUCCAGAAUGUUUACUGUGGGUCAUGUAUCUGGUGAAAUUAGAGCAACACAAAAUAUCAGAGAACACGAAAUCGCUACAGAAAGACUAAUUAUCCUUGUGAAGGACAAUGGACAGCCAAGACUCUCCAGCACCGCCACGAUCUCCUUCAUAAUCGUAGUCAAUGUUACUGACAAAUCAUCGGAACUAAGUGACAAACCGAGAUUAUCGGAAUAUUUUUCUGUACCUAAUCGUUACUUAAUUAUUAUUUUAGGAUCGACAUCGUUUGUGUUUCUUGUUGCCAUAAUUGUUCUCGUCAUCUUGAAGUUUAGACAAGACGGAAGUAUUGCUGAAAUAUAUAACUCCAGCGAACUUUGUCACAGGAGUAGCAAUUCGAAUGGUAGUUCUUAUCAUAGACCUUCCCCAAACGAGCGAUUAAAUUGUGCUGGACCUGUCCAAAAUGAAGGUUAUCAUUACACCAUCUGUUUAUCUCCAGAAUCAUCGAAAAGUGACUUUCUGUUUCUAAAGCCCUGUCAUCCUACCGUGCCAUUCAAAGAAGCGAAUGUCCGGCGCACCAAUGUGGUGAAUUAA
Molecule: messenger RNA, 2397 nt
Organism: Rhincodon typus (whale shark)
Lineage: Eukaryota; Metazoa; Chordata; Chondrichthyes; Orectolobiformes; Rhincodontidae
Product: protocadherin-10-like
Exons: 1
Coding region: 10-2397 (795 amino acids)
Biological process (GO): homophilic cell-cell adhesion
Cellular component (GO): plasma membrane
Molecular function (GO): calcium ion binding
Source: RefSeq, a predicted model, not a curated record